Molecule: messenger RNA, 2777 nt
Organism: Anas platyrhynchos (mallard)
Lineage: Eukaryota; Metazoa; Chordata; Aves; Anseriformes; Anatidae
Source: RefSeq, a predicted model, not a curated record
GGCGCGCAGACAGAGCGCGGCCCCGCAGCCGUUGGAGCCGCCAUGCACGUCGUCAAGCGCGAUGGGCGCCAGGAGCGCGUCAUGUUUGACAAGAUCACGUCGCGCAUCCAGAAGCUGUGCUACGGGCUGAACGCCGACUUUGUGGAUCCCGCCCAGAUCACCAUGAAAGUGAUUCAGGGGCUGUACAGUGGUGUCACGACAGUGGAACUGGACACGCUGGCUGCUGAAACAGCUGCAACCCUGACCACCAAGCACCCCGAUUACGCUAUCCUGGCAGCAAGGAUUGCAGUGUCCAAUCUGCACAAAGAAACUAAGAAAGUAUUCAGUGAUGUGAUGGAUGACCUCUACAACUACGUAAACCCUCACAAUGGGAAGCACUCACCAAUGAUCUCUAGAACACUAGACAUAGUUCUGGCCAACAAAGAUCGCCUGAAUUCUGCUAUUAUCUAUGACAGAGACUUCUCCUACAACUAUUUUGGUUUUAAGACUUUAGAACGCUCCUACUUGCUGAAGAUCAACUCAAAAGUCGCCGAGCGUCCUCAGCAUAUGUUGAUGAGGGUGUCGGUGGGAAUCCACAAAAAUGACAUUGAUGCCGCAAUCGAAACUUACAAUCUUCUCGAGAGGUGGUUUACCCACGCCUCACCCACGUUGUUCAACGCGGGCACCAACCGGCCUCAGCUGUCCAGUUGCUUCCUGCUGUGCAUGAAGGAUGACAGCAUUGAGGGAAUCUAUGACACUCUCAAGCAGUGUGCACUGAUCUCAAAGUCUGCUGGUGGGAUUGGCCUUGCUGUGAGCUGUAUCCGAGCCACGGGCAGCUACAUUGCUGGGACAAAUGGAAAUUCUAAUGGACUCGUUCCAAUGCUGAGGGUCUACAACAACACUGCUCGCUACGUGGACCAAGGCGGUAACAAGAGACCUGGAGCUUUUGCCAUCUACCUGGAGCCUUGGCACCUGGACAUCUUUGAGUUUCUUGACUUAAAGAAGAACACUGGGAAAGAAGAGCAGCGUGCCAGAGACCUUUUCUUUGCCCUCUGGAUUCCUGAUCUCUUCAUGAAGAGAGUUGAAACCAACCAGGACUGGUCCUUAAUGUGUCCAAAUGAGUGUCCUGGCUUAGAUGAGGUGUGGGGAGAGGAAUUUGAGAAACUAUAUGAGAGUUAUGAGAAGCAAGGCCGUGUCCGCAGAGUGGUGAAGGCCCAGCAGCUCUGGUACGCCAUCAUCGAAUCCCAGACAGAGACUGGAACACCUUACAUGCUGUACAAGGACUCUUGCAACCGGAAGAGCAAUCAGCAGAAUUUGGGGACCAUCAAAUGCAGCAAUCUGUGUACAGAAAUAGUGGAGUAUACCAGCAAAGAUGAGGUUGCAGUUUGUAACUUGGCCUCUAUAGCCCUGAAUAUGUAUGUCACUUCAGAGCAUACGUAUGAUUUCAAGAAGCUAGCUGAAGUCACUAAAGUUAUUGUCCGAAACCUGAACAAAAUCAUUGAUAUCAACUACUACCCUGUGCCAGAGGCUGAACGCUCCAACAGACGCCAUCGUCCCAUUGGCAUUGGUGUGCAGGGUUUGGCAGAUGCUUUCAUUCUGAUGAGAUACCCCUUUGAAAGUCCGGAGGCCCAGCGCUUGAACCAGCAGAUUUUUGAGACCAUUUAUUACGGUGCUUUGGAAGCCAGCUGUGAGCUUGCCGAGGAGCAAGGACCGUAUGAAACAUACGAGGGUUCUCCUGUCAGCAAAGGAAUUCUUCAGUAUGACAUGUGGAAUGUCACCCCGUCUGAUCUUUGGGACUGGAAGGCUUUAAAGGAGAAGAUUGCUAAGUAUGGUGUCAGAAACAGCCUUCUCAUUUCUCCCAUGCCAACUGCUUCUACUGCUCAGAUCUUGGGCAAUAACGAAUCCAUUGAGCCCUACACCAGUAACAUCUACACGCGCAGAGUCCUUUCAGGAGAGUUUCAGGUGGUGAAUCCGCACUUGUUGAAAGAUCUCACAGAGAGAGGCCUGUGGAAUGAGGAGAUGAAAAACCAAAUCAUUGCCCACAAUGGCUCUAUCCAGAAUAUAUCUGAGAUUCCUGAUGACCUGAAGCAACUCUAUAAGACGGUGUGGGAGAUCUCCCAGAAAACUAUCCUCAAGAUGGCAGCAGACAGAGGAGCUUUCAUUGAUCAGAGCCAGUCUCUCAACAUUCACAUUGCAGAACCCAACUACGGCAAGCUGACCAGCAUGCAUUUCUAUGGGUGGAAGCAGGGUCUGAAGACUGGCAUGUACUACCUAAGGACAAAGCCAGCUGCUAACCCCAUCCAGUUCACGCUGAACAAAGAGAAGCUCAGGGAGCGGGAGAAGGCCUCCAAGGAAGAGGAAGAGAAGGAAAGGAACAAAGCAGCCAUGGUGUGCUCCCUGGAGAACCGGGAUGAGUGCAUGAUGUGUGGCUCCUAACAGAUCAGCCCUGCAGCGCCAGCAAAGCCAUUCCUGGUGUGAUUCCUUCUAAGAUAGGUGCAUCUAGUGUAACGUCAGCAUGUAGGGGCUUGCUGGAGCUGUGGCAGGAGGGGGGGGAUCACUGUAGUGUAUUGUAGCUUCCCCAUCCUUGAAUUGGGGGUUGGUGCACAGGUUGGUGCAUGGAUAGAAUGCAUAAGAAGUUUGUAUAUUGCUUUUGUAGCUGGGCUUACGGGAAACUUAAGUGCUCUUGCAUGGUCUUACGUUGAACCCUAUAGGCAGGACGCUUCCUGAACAGAUGGGGAAAGUUCUAAUGCCACUUACCUUAAAGGUCUGUCUUCAGAUAAUAGAUUUCCUUUACUAAA